CACUUAGUAUAAAAUAUGAGCCAGGGCUACACUGAGAACGAGACGCUACCCGACACUCUUCUUCGCUGCGAAGAAUCCCGAAAACUCCAGAGAAGGCCUCAGCGCUGUACUCGGACAAAGACAGUUAUGAAGUUCUUCCCCGUCGCCACGGUCCUCGUCCUUGUGGCCUGCGGCGUCCUUGCUGAGGAAGCCCCCAAGAAGGACAAGGACAAGGGCAUCACAGGACGUGGAGGCCUGUUGGGCGGUGGUCUCGGAGUCGGCGGCUACGGUGCCGGUGUCGGCGGCUACGGCGGAGCUGGUCUCGGUGGCCCUGCACUCAUUGGUACUAAACUCAUCGGAGCUGGUGGCCACGGAUAUGGAACAGGUGUCGGCCACGGUGGUCACGGUUACGGUGGCGGCGUCGGCUACGGCGGCGGUCACGGCUACGGCGGCGGCUACCAGUCCGGCUACGGCUCUUCGGGUGGCGGUUAUCAGGGAGGAUACCAGGCUGGUGGUGGCGGCUACAAUCAGGGAUCAUCGGCUUUCGCGGGCGGUUCUUCCAACAAGCAAGUCAACGCAUACAACACCAACCAGGGUUACAGCCACAACUCGGGCUUCUCGUCCAGCAGCAGCAACACAUUCGGCAGCGGACACAAGCAGGGCUCGUCCGGAUUCGGGGUCGGUGCUGCCGGACACAAGGGCGGCUACGGGCAGUCGUCGUUCGGUCACAACGCCGGUGCUGGCUACGGCGGAGGAUACCAUGGCUAAAGUGUCUUCAUCAUUCUUUAUCCACUCCGUCAUCGGCGUGACCUGCCAUCAUUUGAUUUCUUGGAGGCACCUAAAUAGUCAAUAAAACCUAUCUCCUUAACACA
Dermacentor andersoni is the source of this 851-nucleotide messenger RNA. RefSeq lists its product as uncharacterized. The record is from RefSeq and is a predicted model, not a curated record. Lineage: Eukaryota; Metazoa; Arthropoda; Arachnida; Ixodida; Ixodidae.